AUGGUACCUAUGUUUCCUCUUAAAGAGUUAACUUUACAAUUUUUUGUGUCGUACCUGGCAGAUCGCAUUAAAUUCUCAACUAUUAAAGUCUAUUUGUCUGGCAUACAAUAUCAUAGCAAGAUGCAAGGCUAUAAAGAAAACAUAUCUUCAAUGGCUAAAUUAUUUUACGUCAUGCGAGGUAUCCGCAGAUGCCAUCCACAUUCCCGUACUACGAGAUUGCCUAUUACACCUGUUCAUCUGCACGAAAUGUUAAACUUUAUUUGUGAAUCUAAAUUUACUAGUCAUGACAAAGCAUUAUGGUCUGCUCUCAUCCUUGUUGCGUUUUUUGGGUUUUUACGUGUAUCCGAAUUUGUUACACCAUCAAAAAAUUUUUAUGAUCCUAAAAUUCACCUGUCACCUUCAGACAUUGAAUUUUCUUCCUCGGCAACAAUCGUAAAGCUAACCAUCAAGGCAUCCAAAACAGAUCCAUUUAGGAAAGGUGUCACAAUUCGUCUUGCAAUGAUUGAACACGAAUUUUGCCCAGUAAAAGCUUUAAGAAAUUACCUGUUAUUUCGGGGGGCUAAGGCGGGUCCGUUGUUCGUUUUGUCAAAUGGGGAUUUUAUCACUCGGAAGUACGUUUCAGCAUUUUUGUUCGUCAGUCUAAAUGAUAGUUUACAUUUAAAUACCCAUAGUUUCCGUAUUGGUGGGGCCUCUACAGCAGCUUCGUGCGGCAUUCCUGACUCAGCCAUAAAAACACUUGGUAGGUGGUCCAGUGACUGUUACAGAAGGUGACACACCUGCAUCAUCGCCACACUAUGUUGGAACGAUAACGGACUAUCUACAAUCGAACUGGUUCAUCGAGGCUACAUAACGUCGUCAAGCGUAAAGAAAUGUCCAAUUGCUUUAGCUACACGGUUUCCUUGAAUUGGCGCAGUUUGGCUUAGUACGACCAACAAGGUUUUAGUCCAGUGGUGGAAGCAAUUGGCAACUUUACUCAAUUAUGUCAAUGUGUUAAAUUUAACUGGUGGGGGUGCUGGGCUGCCCUGGGCAGCCACAAAGUGUAGAGAUGUGCGUGUACCCCUGGAAGAGUAUGGUGAAUUCAGUACAGGUGCGAGGAGAUGAACGACGGUGCACCACGCGAGCAGGACAGAUGACUGGGGAAAUAACAGCAGGGGCAUGCGGCGCUGACAGUCAGAGGUGGUGCACCAAGAGGUUAAUAACAGGUGUGAAAUGCAAAAGAAGCUAGAGCUCAUAAAGAGUAGGUUCUUGUGAGGUAUGAUAGAGGAAAUGGAAUCACAGGAGAGGAGCUCCGGAUGUGAUUGAGAGAUUAGUUAAGCCAGAAACACUACUAGGAGAAGAGCUCCGGAUGUAGUGGAGAAGAGCGAACACUACUAGGAGAAGAGCUCCGGAUGUAGUGGAGAAGAGCGAAUUUAUUGGGAACACGCACGUGAGCUUGAGACAAUAUCUUCUCUCCAGCCUAGCAUCCUCACCCGAUUCCGCCAAAUUAUCCUCAGUUUAUUCUUACAAAUUCGAAAUAAAUUUUCUACUCCAA
Messenger RNA from Hydractinia symbiolongicarpus, 1531 nucleotides. RefSeq lists its product as uncharacterized. Lineage: Eukaryota; Metazoa; Cnidaria; Hydrozoa; Anthoathecata; Hydractiniidae. The record is from RefSeq and is a predicted model, not a curated record. The coding region runs from base 1 to 771 and encodes 256 amino acids. The transcript is spliced from 2 exons. Gene Ontology annotation, biological process: DNA integration; DNA recombination. Gene Ontology annotation, molecular function: DNA binding.